This is a messenger RNA of Lucilia cuprina (Australian sheep blowfly), 5066 nucleotides long. RefSeq names its product rootletin. The transcript has 10 exons. NCBI's taxonomy places the organism in Eukaryota, Metazoa, Arthropoda, Insecta, Diptera, Calliphoridae. Bases 108 to 4832 code for a protein of 1574 amino acids. The record is from RefSeq and is a predicted model, not a curated record.
AAAUUAAAAAAAAAAAAAACUAAGAAAUCACCUUUCAAAAAACAAUGAAAAAAUAAAAAAAAAAAAAAAACAAAAAGCAAUCCAUUUGAAAAAAUAACACUUUAACAAUGGAGGCGAUUUUACCUUUCAAAAUAAAAAAUGAACAAAAAUUCUAUGAAAGUGCCUUAAAAGUGGGCUACAAUGAAAUGGAAAUAUAUAAAUUCAUUUAUGUCAUGCAACAAAGUGACAUGGACAUUUUUCCCAAAAUGCAUGACGAACGUAUUAAUAUACUCAUCUAUGGCUGGGAAUUGUGUGAAGAUUAUAAGCAAAAACUUAAUCCCAAUGAAUGGGAAUUACCGGAGGAAAUGGAAGUAAUAUUAAAACUUCUUGUGCCCUGGAGUAUGGAUAUAUGGUUUAGUAAGGAAUGGGAUAAAUGCAAAAUAUAUUUGAAAAUUGGUUUAAUACAUUGUUUAAAUCGUGCCCGUGAUUUGUUAAUGCGUAUGCCGGAUAUGAUGCAAAUAAAUUGGGAUUUUCUAUUGCUUUACAAUCUAAAGCCCUGGAAUGUUAUGUAUUUAAAGAAUCUUACUGUCACCAAGGAGAAAACAUUGGAAAAUGGUGCUCAAUCUAUAGAGACGGAGGAAUUGCCGGCAACGGAUGAAGAUAUAUCUUAUGUCAAAUUGGAACAACUACCAUUAAUUGUCUUACGUUUAGUUAAAUUCUUUGAUCAAUCAUCCAUCGAUAUGGUGAAAACAUUAUGUAUGCGCGUUAUAGCAGCUUGGAAUAAAAUACAUCAGACUGAAUUAGAAACAUCAGGUUCUAGAAGACGUUAUAUACCUCCCGAAGACAAAAGAUGUUUGCUAUUAAUAUGCCAUAUAUAUCUAAUGGCCGUUUAUGAAUCAGAUGAUGUCAAAGGUUAUGUUAUAGAUAAUAUGAUCAACAAUAUACGCUUCUAUUAUCAGGGAUUUCAAAACUCUACCGCCAUGUACGUUAUGGAUAAUUUAGAAUAUACUCCUGCUCGUUUUAUAGCACUCACUAACAUGCAUUUGCGCGUACAAAAACGUGAUUUUUUCGAUUUCUUUAUUUGGAAUAAAUAUGAUACUUCACUAGUCAAUUUAUUUGGUGUUGUUUCACAAGCCUAUAAAAGUUAUUUGCUCGGGAAUUUAUUAAUGGAACUUAAUAAUAUGAAUGAAGAUGAUUUUGCAUCGAAUAUACCGCUUUACAAACGUCUUAUGAAUUCGUAUGUUAAUGAACGUGAAAAAAGUGAAUUGUUUUUAUUAAAUGAACUAGACAAACUGGAAGCACAACGUUAUGCUCAUAAUAUUAUACAGACUGUGAAAAAUGUUACCGAUUUUAAGAAUAAAAUAUGUAAAGGAAAUCGCAUGAGUAAUAUUGGUAAUUAUGAAAAUUCCGAUGAUACAGUGACACCAUUGACAGAUGGUGAUAUUGAAAAUCCAACGGAAUUUGCAAUGGAGGAAGAUAUAAGAGAGGAGGUUGUUGCUGAAGAGGGAGAAGAUGAACUGGAACGUAUACGUAAGAAAGAGAGUGAAUUACGUUUGGAUCCUAUAUUUCAAAAUUUACCUAAUAAUGAGAGUAUACUUUAUUAUGUCUAUGAGGUUUUGGCAAAGAAGGACUACAAAGGUUGGCAUUUUGCCAAAAUCGUUUUGCUUGUCAAAAUCAUCGAUCACGAGCUAAACAUGAUCGAAACGUGGCGUUAUCAUCCCGGUUUAACUGCCGAUUUCAUGUUAAAUUUAGAAAUAAAACUUUCCCAUCAUUAUGUCGACUUGGCAAAAAUCUUUAAAGAUCAUCCAUUUUUAGAACAAGAAUUUUGGCUUACAGCUUUCUAUCUCAAUCCCACUAAUGAUAUCUAUGAAACUAUUAAAAGGCUGGGCAUGCGUAACAACCGUAAACGUACCGAUGAACAAGCGAAACUGGUCAUGAGUAUUGAUAAUAUAGAUGCUAAAUAUGGUUUACUAAGUUCUACUAUAGAUGUCAAGGAAAUUGCCACUUUGGCCAAUACCGAUGAUCCCGAUACAGAUUAUAAUCCUUUAUUUGCAGCUUUGCACUCUUUAAGGGUACCCGAUAGUUUGGUUAAAGACAUGAUAACUGCCAUAUUUUUGCCACGCAAUAAAAGUUUUGCCUGGGUUGUGGAUUGGGGUGUAUUACGUUCACGAUGUAAAAUGAUUAUGAACAAUUCCAAGGAGAAAAAACGUUUUGUAGAACUUAAUAUGGCCGAGGCAAAUGAACGUUUGAAAUAUUUAAUAAUUGAUUAUGAAAAAUAUAAAAAUAGGCCACAGCUGGACUAUGGUACUAUAGAGGAGGGUUAUGAGAAUCUAAUGCAAAGUGGUGAUUUCGAUAAGGAAACAGAUGAAGAGGAGGAAGAAGAAGAGGAGGAUGAUUUUGAAGAUGAUGAAGAUGUGUAUGAAAGUAAAAGAAGAGGUAGAGGAAGUUUUGCAGCAGCAGCCAGAAAAAAGGAAGAAGAAAAAGUUCAAGACGACAACUCGCAAGAGGAUGAUCCAUUUUUAAUGGGUAAAAGACGUACUCGUGCACGCACUGCCGCUACUCUAGCCAGUUUCCUAUUUCAAACACUACCCCGUUCCUCGAGACGUAAACGCAAUCAAAAACCCAUUGACGAAGAAACAAAAAUUGAUGAUGACAAGACAUCUAAUGAUAAUGAUGAAAAAUCUUCAGAAUCUAAAUCACCCAUAACAAUCACAGAAUCACCCAUGCCAUCGUCACCACUCAGCGGUGAAGUGGAACAAAAAGUCCCCGAAAUUCCCAUUGUACCCACUAAAAACAUUAAAGAUUGUCUCAAAGAAAGACCAACAUUUUUGAACUCUACUCAGGGUUUUCAAAAUCUUAUCGAUAUUUGGAAUGUAGAAAAAACUGAUUUACAAUCAAUCGAUGAAAAUUGUGUUUCUUUAAUGGAAAGUUCAGCUGUACUAAAACGUGCCAUUAAAUGGAAGCAAUUAAAUAAAGUAAUAAAUCCAAUGGGUUGUGAUGAAGAGGAAUUUAUCGAUGAAAAAGAGAUGAUAAUACAUAAUGCAGAAUUUGCCAUAAAAAUGGAAUUUAAUUUAAAUGCGGUGAAAGAGGAAGAUGUUGAAAUGAAAAAUAUUGAGAUGGAUGCUGUUGUAGAGAAUGUAAAAAGGGAUGAAUCUCAUGAAGUGGUUUCGGAAUCGAUAGUUAUGGAUGCAGUUACCGUUGAAAAAGAGUCUGAAUUGGAACUCACCGAAAAUGAACAGAAUCAAGAGAUACCGACUAUCGAGGAGAAUAGCGACGAUUCAGACAUGUCUACAGCUGCUAUUAAGGAUACCGAGGAAGUUAGUGAAACAAAUACGGAUGUGAAUAAUUCAAAGCGAAAUAGUAUUAAUAGUGAUACUGAGUUUUCAACGGAUAAGAUUGAUGAAAAUGAAAUUUUAAAUGAAGAAACCGAAACAACAACUAAGCAAAAAGAGAAUAUAGAGACUGAGCAGGAGGGUAUAACUCAAGAAGAAACAAAUAAAGAUGAACAGGAUAGUAAAGAUGAUUUAGAUCAAGAAAAGCAAGAAGAAAAACAAACUGAAGAAACAUCAUUAAAUAAAGAACUUAACGAAAGCGAUAUAGAAAAUAAAACAGAAACAACAGUUUCAGAAGACUUGACAACAACCGAGAAAUCAACAACAGUCGAAGAAUCAAUAGAACAAGUUUUAGAUACCUUAACUAACAACGACAAAGCAAAUUCGAAUGUUGAGCAAGAAUUACAGACAUUAGAAGAGACAAACAAAGAUACUGAUAUUGAAAAUCCAGAUAAUUUGGAGACAAAAAGUAAAGAAAAUUUGGACUAUGAAAAUAAAAUUUCAGAAAAUAUAAAAGAAACUAAAGAAACUUUAGAAGAAGAUGUGGAAUCAAAAACAACAACAGAAGAUUCAAAUAAACUAAACAUUUUGAAGCAAAACACUGAAACUGAACAAAAUGAACUUGAACAAUCGAUAACAAAAGAUAAGGAAUCCCAUUCGCAAUCUUUGCUUGAAGAAUCUAAUAUAGUUUUACACUACUCCUCCUGCGAAGAUUUGGAAGCAUCAAAGACACAAAAUGAAGAAAUUAGUUCCAAAACAGAAGAAACUAAAAAUGAAUCUGUUAAAUCCGAACAAAACUCUGAUAGUAGCGAUACACAAGAGUUAAAAAAUCUAUGUUUAAUGAAAAAUGUAAAAGUAUUAGUACGAAAAUUACGUCCUGCAGAUUUAACUGAUUUAAGGCAACCUGUAGUGAAGAUACGACGUGUUAGCUAUGAAAAUUACAUGGAGAAGUUUCGAGCUAAUCGAAGGCGAAUGGCUGGAAAAGCUUAUGUUGAUAUCGAUGACAGUUCUAAUUCGAACAACAGCUACGGCACCAAUAGCAGUUCAUCUGAUGCCUAUCGACCGCCUAAAGUUAAAAGAAAACUACCGUUGAGACGACAUUCUCUGCGUCAAAUGCGUACAUCAGAAUCUGAUUAUGAUUCCAAUAAUUCAGACGACUUAAAACUAUCUACUAUGGUAACGAAAGUUAAAGUACGCGAAAGACGUUUAAGUACACCCUCUUCAUCACAAAGUUCCAACAACACUGCUUCACUUCGCAAAUCAACAACAGCUGGUCCUAAAUCGUCUAAACAAAAUCUAAUUGUAACACCACGCAGUGCCAGUGGCUUAAAAUUACGCAUAUCAAAUGCUGAACAAAAUUCACAAGAAGCGAAACGUAAGAAAACUUCAUCAUCUAUAGAGUACGAUGAUAUAAUUCAAUUAUCUUCCUCAUCGAGUGAUGCAUGCAUUCUAGCGCCCAUUGUAGAAGAAGUUAUUGAAGUAGACGAUCAUCCUUUAUUCGAGGAAGAAAUUAUAAUUUAAGUUUUUUAGCUUAGUUUUUAUUUUAAUUUUACUUUUCUAGUUUAAUUUCUUGACUGUAAAUACUAAAUGCGCAAAAUAUUAUGUUUACAGCGUGGACAACCAACUUUCUACUUCAUCCUUUAUCCAUCAUCUUAUUUAUUAAUAUUGUACAUAAAACAAAAAUUUAAGUUAUUUUAAACAAAACUAUAAAAUUCUCAACGUAUUAAUAAAGAGGAAAUGUUUGAUUUAGUAAAA